CCGGAUGAAGAGUGCGGUGCACCGGGUCUCUUCGCGCCGGUGGUGUUGUUGUCUGCUGAUUUUAACUCUUUAAAUAGUGAACCGUCAGCUAUAAAAUGGACGAAGAGCCUGAGAGAGCAAAACGCUGGGAAGGAGGCUACGAGAGGACAUGGGAGGUACUGAAGGAGGACGAGUCCGGCUCCCUGAAAGCCACAGUGGAGGAGAUCCUGUACCAGUCCAAGAGGAAAAGAGUGAUCGAGAGUCAUGGACAAGUCAGGCUGGGGAUGAUGCGCCACCUCUACGUGGUGAUCGACUGUUCUCGCACCAUGGAGGACCAGGACCUGAAACCGAACCGCCUCACCUCCACGCUGAAGCUCAUGGAGGCGUUUGUCGACGAGUACUUCGAUCAGAAUCCCAUCAGUCAGGUUGGCAUCAUCACCACAAAAAACAAAAGGGCGGAGAAGCUGACGGACCUGGCAGGAAACCCGAAGAAGCACAUCGCCGCUCUGAAGAAAGCCGUGGACAUGGCGUGCGUCGGGGAGCCGUCUCUCUACAACUCCCUCAACCUGGCAGUGCAGACCCUGAAGCACAUGCCCGGACACACGAGUCGGGAGAUCCUGAUCAUCCUCAGCAGCCUCACCACGUGCGACCCGGCCAACAUCUACGACCUGAUCAAGACCCUGAAGUCCCUGAAGGUGCGGGUGUCGGUGAUCGGGCUGUCGGCGGAGGUGCGGGUGUGCACGAUGCUGACGAGGGAGACGGGCGGGUCGUACCACGUCAUCCUGGACGAGAGCCACUUCAGGGAGCUGCUGAUGCUGCACGUCAAGCCGCCUCCGGCCAGCUCCUCGUCCGAGUGCUCCCUGAUACGUAUGGGUUUCCCUCAACACACCAUUGCCUCGCUAAGUGACCAGAACGCCAAACCUUCCUUCAGCAUGUCCCACCUGGACAGCAGCGGGGGUCCCGGUCUGUCUCUGGGGGGAUUCUUCUGUCCUCAGUGCCACUCCAAGUACACGGAGCUCCCGGUGGAGUGUAAAGUUUGCGGUCUGACCCUGGUGUCGGCCCCCCACCUGGCCCGUUCCUUCCACCACCUCUUCCCCCUGGAGGCGUUCACAGAGACGCCUGUGGAGGAGCCGCAGGGAGACAGGCUCUGUGGGGGCUGUCAGGGAGAGCUGGACAAAAGUGUCUUCACCUGCCCGUCGUGCCGCAGUGUUUUCUGCAUGGAGUGCGACCUCUUCAUCCACGACUCGCUGCACUGCUGCCCGUGCUGCAUCCACAGCCAGAGCGCCCCCUGAAGCCCCCUGCGGAGGUCAAAGGUCAAUCAGAUGGAGCAGAGAUGGAGGGAGCUCUGCGGCCUGUCAUCAAUUCUACCCCUCGAUUUGCUUUGUUUAACCUUUUGUAUUUAUAGUUCAGAUUGUGACGUGAGCGUUACAAUAAAAGAUGUUUCUACUGCAUGUGCCACAGUUUCUACUUUUUUCAUUGUUUAUUAAAGGCGAUGUUCAGAAAACAACUGAGGCCUCAUUUACACG
This is a messenger RNA of Salarias fasciatus (jewelled blenny), 1505 nucleotides long. It is a transcript of the gene gtf2h2, whose product is annotated as general transcription factor IIH, polypeptide 2. The record is from RefSeq and is a predicted model, not a curated record. Gene Ontology annotation, molecular function: zinc ion binding. Gene Ontology annotation, biological process: nucleotide-excision repair; regulation of transcription by RNA polymerase II; DNA-templated transcription. The coding region runs from base 96 to 1271 and encodes 391 amino acids. The transcript is spliced from 15 exons. Lineage: Eukaryota; Metazoa; Chordata; Actinopteri; Blenniiformes; Blenniidae. Gene Ontology annotation, cellular component: transcription factor TFIIH core complex; transcription factor TFIIH holo complex.